GACCUGCGGCCCUGCGUCUGCACUGCCCGGGAGACGGCCGUCUACGUGACAUGUGAGAACGCCAGCCCGAGCCAGCUGCACAACGCGCUGGUCACGCUAGCGCACUGGCGCGGCACCGUGGAGCGGCUCACCCUGCGUCGCAACCGGCUGGAGGCGCUGACGCACCGGCUCUUCAGCGGCGUCAGCGUCUUCCGGCUGGAGCUAGACGACAAUGGCGUCACCAUGGUGGACCGCGGCGCCUUCCACGGGCUGGAGGACACGCUGACGCACCUGGUGCUGCGCGAGCCGGCGGCGCACAAGUUCGCCUUCGACGCGCUCGACGACCUGCACGUGCUAGAGUCGCUGCUGAUCGAGCAGACGCCGCUGCAGACGCUGCCGUCGCUGGCGCGCGCCGACCGGCUGCGACUGCUGAGUAUUAACAGUACGGGCAUCGGCCAGAUCCCAAGCCGGGCGUUCCGCGGUGCGCCCGAGCUGCGCGUGCUGCACUACACCUUCAACCCGACGGCCACGCUCGGCGAGAACUCGCUGCUCGGCCUGGCCAUGCUGCGCGUGGCCAACUUCAGCUUCAACAGCAUCGAGUACAUCCACCCUCGCGCCUUCUUCCCCACGCAGCACCUGGAUCACCUAUCAUUCGCCGGGAACGGCGUGCGGGACGCCAGCGUGGUGACGAUCGCGGCCAGAGAGGCCCAGAGCUUGCGGCGGCUUGACCUCAGUGGCAACCUGAUCGAGUACGUCAAGACGGGUACGUUCGUUGACCUGAAAAAUAUGGAAAUUCUCAACUUGAGGCAGAAUUUCAUCACCAAGGUGGAUCAGGACGCGUUCCACGUUCUUCCGCGUCUCAAACGGUUGGACCUUACCAACAAUUAUGUCAACUCGCUGAAAAAGGACGCAUUUUUCAGCAUGGAAAGCCUGGAGCAGCUAUUGCUGAAGCAGAACAACAUCACCGAUCUAACAGGAAGUGCGGCAGUAUUACGGAUGCUGCCGAAUCUGCGAGUGUUGGAUCUGAGCAUGAACUUGAUCGAGUCUGUACCAGGCAACACCUUCGCACAUCCUGCGCUGGAGAUCUUGUAUCUGAACCACAACAACAUCAAACAGGUGGACAGGAACGGCUUCAAGAACAUGCCUGACUUGCGGGAGCUGCACAUGCACCAUAACUUCCUGGUGAUGGAGCAGGGCGGCAGCGACUGGUGGAACCUGCCCAAGCUGACCCUCCUUGACCUCUCCUUCAACGACAUGACCCACCUGCACGCCAGCGUUCUUCGCAAUGUCACGCAGCUGGAGCACGCCGACUUCAGCUACAACAUCAUCAACGUGGUGGAUGAGAAUGCCUUCGUGGGAACGGCCAAACUCAAGUUCCUGAAUCUGUCGUUCAACUCGCUGCCGAAGAUAUACCCGAUGACUUUCAAGAAUCUCAAGGAGCUGCGUCAGGUGGACUUGAGCUUUAAUGAGCUAGUGUCCGUAGAAACAGGACAAUUCUCCAGUGCAGAAAACCUCCAAGAUCUCAGAAUGAAAUUCAACAAAAUCGCUGAUAUUCAGCCGAAUUCUUUACCAGUGGGGAACGUGCUUAAAGUCCUCGACCUCUCAUACAAUUUCAUCGCGACGUUCCCCGCCGCUUCAUUGUCAGAACUGCGCGGACUCUCCGAGCUCAGGAUGAAACAGAACAUGCUGCGCGAUCUCCCGGCGCAGUCCCUGCAGAAGCUGACGAAGCUGCGCGAGCUGGACUUUGGUUUCAACAUGCUCUCAAAACUUGACCCGAGCAUCCUGAAAACCAUGAGUGACCUCCGGUCGGUGGAGCUCAGUGGCAAUUUCCUGAAGACUAUCCCACUGGAGCUAUUCGAGGGUAACCAGGAGCUGCGGGUGGUCAACAUCAGCAACAACCUUCUCACCACCAUCCCGCCGAAGACGUUCCAUAACCUAAACCACUUGGAGACGCUGGAUCUCAGGAACAAUACUCUGGUGGAGUUUGAUAACAUGGUCAACCAACUUCCAUCUAUCAGGUAUCUGGACGCCAGUUACAACAACAUCCGUUUCCUCUCGUCUACGACGUUCGAGAACACGCCUUCACUGGAGCACCUGGAGAUGCACCACAACUAUGUGGAGCACAUCAAGAGCAACACGUUCCUCAACAUGCCAUCGCUGAGACAGCUGGACCUCAGCUACAACGCGAUGGUCGAGAUGGACCCGGGCUCCUUCCGUGGCGACCAGCAGCUGAAGGCGAUAUUCCUCAACAACAACAACCUGCGGCAGCUGAAGGAGGCCACCUUCGUCAAUCUCAACGGUCUGGAGAGAAUAAACCUGCAGGAGAACCAGCUGACGCACCUGUCAGACGAGGCCUACGAAAAUCUACCGGCACUGCGGUCGUACAACCUGUCAGCCAAUCAGCUGGCCACCUUGCCCAGAGGAACGUUUCAGCGUUUGCGGGGGCUUCGAACGAUCGACCUCAGUCACAACCGCAUCCUGGAGGUCAACGACGGAACCUUCAGGUCACUCGCUGACCUCCAAACGCUUAAGCUGAACGACAACGGCAUGUGUCGCAUCCACGACGACGCAUUCGCUGGCCAGCGGAACAUGGACGCCGUGUACCUGCAGAACAACCGGAUCCGCUCGCUGCGCAAGCCGCUGUUCCGGCGCGUCCGGACCGUGCUCCACCAGCUGGACGUCUCAGGUAACCCGCUGCGGUGCGACUGCGAGAUCCAGUGGCUGCGCGAGUGGCUGGGUGACCUACGCGCGCGCCACCCGCCGGCCGGCCGCCACUUGCACGAGCCCAUCUGCUACUACCCUCAGGAGAUGCGCGGCGUGCCCAUGCUGCGCACGAGGGAGAACGACUUCCACUGCGAAAGGGCGUCGUUGGACCACACGGAGCCCUGUCCAGAGUUCACGGACUCGGAGCUCCGCGUGUUCCACCCGACCGAACGGCCUGGCGGCGCGCGCAGGCCGCACCAGCUGGGGCUCGGUCCGGCCGACUACGGCUCACCCUACUACGACCAGCCGCUAGACUCGGCGAACGCGAUCGGCUCGCUGCAGUCUGCCGAGCCGUCGUUGGCCGAGGUGGCGCCGCCGCCGGAGGUGACCGCGCUCGGUAUCCUGGGCACGCUCGGCACACUGGGCACACUCAGCACUUUGCUGCCCAAGCUCGGGCUCACGUUCGGCCUGGGAAGCUCCAACCGCAACUCGGAUCGCGCCGGCCUGGCCGGUGGGGCGCAGGGGCCGCUGCCACCAGGGCUUUACCCGCACAAGCCGCCGUACAGGCCCGACUCGAGCGCCGGCUUCAGCGGCGGGCCACUCUUCAUCCCGGCCAAGCACGGCCAUAUCCGCCACGACGACUCGGGCGACCCGCACGGUCUGAACGCGUUCGUGUUCCCCGACCCGCAGCUGAACCCGGGCGCGGCCAGCAGCCUAAACGCGGUUGUGUUCGACGGCGAGCGGCGGCCGCCGGCGCGUCGGCCAGAGGUGCCCUCUGUGCCUGAGACAAUCCCGAUGGACGCGCCGUUCCCUAGCACCUCGACCGAGGCGGAAACGGAGCAUCCGUACCUGACGGCCGAGGACGAGCUGGGCGACUUCAGCCUGGACAGCCUGCUGCAGAUGAUCGCCGAGCAGACCACGCCGAGCACCGAUGACCAGACGGCCGGCGGCUCCCCGCUCUGGUACCACACCACGGAGCCAGCCAGCGAAGAGACGACCACAGCCGGCAACCCAAUCUCGGACAUGCUGGCCGACUGGUUCGACACGGCGGGGCGAGAGACGACGGAGACGGCGCGGCACGACUCCGUCGCGCCCACCGACGCGGCCACCGAGUACACCGUCACGGAGCCGGCCACGGAAAGCGCCGAAACCACCACACCACCCGCUGCCGUCACCACCGAGCAAGCGCCGGCCUCGCACCGGCCGCCGGUGAACCCCGUCGCCGCCCCCACGGAGCCGAGCGCGACGCCCGAGCUUGACACGUUCGCACCCCAACACAACUGGAACACGCCCGCCAACACGACGUACGAGGCGCGCCUGAAAGCUGAGCUGGCCGUCAACGCCAAGGACGAGGACGAGGACGGGGAGCCGAGCUCGACCGCGGCGCCGGAGACGGCCGAGCCGCGCGGCCGUCCCAGCAUCACCAUGGUGCAGCCGUACGACGGCUACCCGCUGCCGCAGUUCAUCGCGCCGCCGGCGGUCGACGCCGCCAACGAGUGGUACUACCGCAACUACUUCUCCGACGAGCUGGAAAGGAGCCGACCGGCCGACGCACAGCAGACGGCUGAGACGGCCCAGGACAUGUGGGGCACGCAGGCUGGAGGUCCGAUUCAGAUCGACAGCAUCUAUUACAAAAAGCGGUAA
Messenger RNA from Pollicipes pollicipes, 4326 nucleotides. Its product is annotated as protein artichoke. Gene Ontology annotation, molecular function: protein binding. Bases 223 to 4326 code for a protein of 1367 amino acids. The record is from RefSeq and is a predicted model, not a curated record. Lineage: Eukaryota; Metazoa; Arthropoda; Thecostraca; Pollicipedomorpha; Pollicipedidae. The transcript has 12 exons.